Salvelinus sp. IW2-2015 is the source of this 1933-nucleotide messenger RNA. The record is from RefSeq and is a predicted model, not a curated record. Lineage: Eukaryota; Metazoa; Chordata; Actinopteri; Salmoniformes; Salmonidae.
AUGGACUUUACUGAGUGUUACAGCGACACGGUGUCCAGUCUUGCCGUGGCAGCACGCGGAGAGAAAUGUCAGGCGUGUGAGCUUACUGAUCCAGAGAGGCUGCGUGUGGACAGCAGGGAUAACCGUGGCUUGAACGCCCUCCACGAGGCUUGCAGCCGCCGGGCACCGUCGUAUGUGUGCGCGAAACUCUUAAGGCUGCCGUGGGAUCCUUCACUAAACCUCCUUGGCUCCUCUUUCCAUUGGCUCUUUCAGCAGGAGCCUCCCGUGGUGCCUGCCUACAUGGGCUCUCUGACACAUGAGGGUGAGUCGGCGUUGUACCUGGCCGCGCAGCGCAGACACCUGGCCGUGGUCAAGCUCCUCCUCAGAGCCCACGCUGACAUCAACCAGCCAACCAAUGACCUGUCCUGCCCUCUCUACGCAGCAGUAGACUGUGGGCACACAGAUAUCGUGGAGUUGCUGGUGCGGAAAGGGGCAGAGGUUAACGGAACACACACAGCCUCCUGCUGGACCUGCCUUCAUCAGGCUGCCUAUAAAGGUCACAGUGACAUUGCUAUCCUGGUGGGCGUGUGUCGCCUGGAGGUGUUUGACGACCAGAUGAUCACUCCCGUGUUUGUGGCUGCACAGUACGGACAAAAGCAGUGUCUCCAGAUCCUCGCUGACGCAGGUGCCAAUGUGAACGCCCAGGCGUCAGACUUGGCAACACCGCUGCUGAUUGCGUCACAGGAGGGCCACGAGGGCUGUGUGGAGAUUCUUCUGGACCACAAUGCCAACCCAAACCUGUCUUGUUCCGACAACUGGCCACAGCUCCCCAUCCACGCAGCUGCCGAGUUCGGCCACAACACUGUCCUGGCCAGGCUGAUUGCUGUGACAGACCGGGUGUGUGACCAUGGAGAGGGUGAGUUGAGUCCGCUGUACUCUGCUGUGAAGAACAAUCACAGCCACUGUGUAGAUCUGCURCUGAGGGCCGGCUUCAGCCCAGACGCCCAGGACUGUAGCUCCCUCUUCAGCUCAGACACCACAUCGCCGCUCGCCUACACCCUCGCCUUGAAAUGCACAUCCUCCCAGCCCUUUAGCGAUUCGGCUCGCUUGCUGGUAGCCGCAGGGGCCACUUUGACCGGGCGGGAAUGGCUCUACAUUCUGGCCAUGUGCAAAUCCGAUGUGCUGCAGUAUGUCUUACAACAAAGGAGCAUCCCCAGACCAGAGCAGCUAAGCAGGACCAUCUCGCUCUGCUCUAGGCCAGAGCAGCAGAGCAGCAGCCCACUCAGUCCAGAAGAGUUGCGUGGGCUGGUGUGUGAGGCGCUCGACAUGGUAUGCCAUGCCUCCUAUUGGUUGCCCACGUUACUUCAGGCAGGCCUGGAGCCCUCCCUACUGUUGCAGCAACCUUACACGCUGAGGAAGGCAGACAGUGAGGUUUUGAAUUACUUCCUGCAGUUUGUCAAUUGGUCGACUCUCUCUCACCCACUAAAGGAUAUACUGCUACCCCGAAAGGAGAGCACCUGGAGGCCACAUCACGAGUGUGUGCCAUCUCUCUCUCACCUCUGCAGGCUGCGGGUCAGGGAAGAGUUGGGUUCAGUGGCUCUGAUGCAGACAGAUGUGGUCCGACAGCUUCCUCUUCCCCCCCCACUGCAGAUAUACCUCCAGUUCAGAGACAUCCCACCACCCUCACACGCAACACCAGUCCCACAGAGAGGGUUUCCACAGCGUCUAUAACAAUGACAUACAGGGCUUCAUAUAACCUGCCACUGAAGAGAUGUCCUCAAUUAAAAAAUAGCCACACACACACCCAGUUCCCUAUGCACAGCUGUUCUGUUGAUGUGUGAUUUUGGAAUAGAUCAGCUCUAUUUGAACACAGAUGUUGGUGAUAAUGAAUAGUUUUGUAUGGUUUGUUUUGAUUAUUGUUCAUUAAAACAAAGUAUUAAGCUGUUUGAGUAAA